AUGGCGAACGCGAGCCCCGAGGAUCGCGAGAUCAUGCAGAACAAGAUCAUCAAUGAGGAGUACAAGAUAUGGAAGAAGAACAGCGUCUUCCUCUACGACAUCAUGUACAGCCGCGCCCUCGACUGGCCCACCCUCACUACACAAUGGCUGCCAGACGUGAAGGAGAUGCCGGGCAAAUCAUCGCGGAACCACCGUCUCCUAAUCGGCACACACACCUCAGGCCAGCAGCAAGACUACCUUCAGAUCGCACAUAUCAACCUGCCUCCGCCACCUUCUAUGUCUAUGGCGAAUUAUAACGAGAACACGAAAGAGCUCGGCGGCCAUGGGGCGGCGGCCAAAGAGCCAAUCGUCUUCUCAGUCGUUCAGAAGAUCCCACAUCCUGGUGAGGUGAACAAGGCGCGAUAUCAGCCUCAGAACCCAAAUAUCAUUGCCACGUGGUCACCAGACCAGAAUGUCUACGUGUGGGACCGCUCAAGGCACACCUCCGUACCAGGCACUGAAGUCAAGCCUCAGGCGAUAUUGAAAGGACACACUGCAGAGGGGUUCGCGGUCGAGUGGAAUCCAUUUGUCGAAGGUCAGCUCAUUUCCGGUAGCGAGGACAAGACGGUGAAUCUCUGGGACAUGCAGCGCGACUACAAUCGCGACGACUCGACUAUUGCACCUGCACGGACCUUCACUCAGCACUCUGCUGUUGUCAACGACGUGCAGUACCACCCCCAACAUGGCAAGAAUCUCUUCGGCUCCGUUUCAGACGAUCUUACAGUAUGCGUUAUGGACAUCCGAUCGAAGUCGCCAGAUCGGCCCGCUAUCCAUUUCAAGAAUGCGCACAAGGAUGCUAUCAACUCACUGGCUUUUCACCCUAAGCACGACAAGCUCUUCGCGACCGGAUCGGCCGACAAGACCAUUGGUGUGUUCGACCUCCGAUUUCCAGAGCACGGCAAGAUUCACAACCUCGAGGGCCACAAGGACAUCAUUACCAAGGUUGACUGGCAUCCUAUGGAUUCUAGCAUUAUCGCAUCCAGCUCCAACGACCGACGCAUCAUUUUCUGGGAUCUUUCGAAGGGAGGCGCGGAGCAGACGCCGGAAGACGCGGAGGACGGUCCACCAGAGAUGCUGUUCAUGCACGGAGGUCAUACUAAUCGUAUCUCGGACUUUUCUUGGAACAAGAACGAUCCAUGGGUCAUGUGCUCGACUGGCGAGGACAACUUGGUUCAGGUUUGGCGAGCGAGUCGGCAUCUGGUUGAGACUAUGCCCGCGAGCGUCCAUAGGAGGGAGGUGAGCGCGUCAUAGGCUGGCGUAGAGACUGAGCAGAUGGCUACUACAGAAAUUGUGCGCAUCAAGGGAGAGGUGAGCGCGUCAUAGGCUGGCGCGAGGACUGAGCAGACGGCUACUACAGAAAUUGUGCGCAUCAAGAGAGAAGAAUUGGAAAAUUAGGGGCACAUCGUCCAACAGCAAUUGCAUCGCAAUCAUCACGAAUAGCGCAUAGCACGGAGUAUCACACGAAAGCAGCACCGCAGAUGCCGUGCCCUGCUGCUGAGGACUCUGCCUGGCAGAUUGGAGAAGCGUGCGCGAAGCGCUGGGCCUCGAAUAUCAAAUAUGGAGAUAAUGAUGAUUCAUCUCACCAUACGGAGUAACGAGUAGAGAUUGGAACAUGAGAGGCUGUCGCGGCCUUGAGAUAAGGGUCUGGAGAGUGCUAGAAAAGCAUUAUCAGGAAGAUGAAUGGCUGCAGAGCGCCUACAGUAAAAUAUCAAGUUCUUGCAU
Molecule: messenger RNA, 1761 nt
Organism: Pseudocercospora fijiensis CIRAD86
Lineage: Eukaryota; Fungi; Ascomycota; Dothideomycetes; Mycosphaerellales; Mycosphaerellaceae
Exons: 1
Coding region: 1-1290 (429 amino acids)
Biological process (GO): regulation of gene expression
Cellular component (GO): cytoplasm; Rpd3L complex; nucleus
Molecular function (GO): histone binding
Source: RefSeq, a predicted model, not a curated record